AUGGAGACUGUCCCAGAAUCCGGCGCUCCGGCGACCACGGAAGCCGUCAUGGCCGAUAUCGUAAAAACAGAAGCAUACCCCGAGAUCCCUGGCGCACCCGCUGUGCCAGCUGUGAGCGAGGGCGGCGAGGAUUCUGGCACAGCUUCCUCGAUUACGGUCAACACAAAAACUGCGCCGCCGGCCAACAACUUCCCUCCACCCAAGACGGACAAGCCCCGGCCACACGUCUGCGGAACAUGCCAGCGCUCGUUCGCCCGGCUGGAGCACCUCAAGCGCCACGAAAGGUCACAUACCAAGGAGAAGCCGUUCCAGUGCCCCGAGUGUACACGAUGUUUCGCUCGCAGGGAUCUGCUGCUGCGCCACCAGCAGAAGCUUCACCAGACGACAACGCCCUCGUCGCGCCCUCGGAACCGCAGGGAGAGCGCCAGCGGCGCCGUGCCCCCGGGCAGCCGCGCGCGCAAGAACAGCAUCGCCAGCAGCACCGUCUCGGGCGUGGGCGGCGGCCCCACGACGAUGCGCCCCAGAGCCAACACCAUCAGCCAUGUCGACGGCGCGCACAUAUCCAUGAUGGCGGCCGCCACUGCCAACGUCGCGCGCAUGAACUCGGGUCACCCGCACGGCCACAGCCGCCACCCCAGCCUGGUCGGCCUGCCCAUGCAGCAGCACAUAGAGCACUCGUACGCGGGCAUGGCGGCGGCCAUGGGCCAGCGCGGCAUGGCCCACGGCCUCCCAAAGCUAGAGACGCACGCCAUUGGCAGCUUCGACCCCUUUGCCAACGGGCUGCGCACCGCCCCUCCCAUCGCCGCCUACACCAACGAGUUCGAUUUUGAGGGCCUGCUCUUCGGCUCUGGCUCCACCAUCAACCCCAAUGCGCUGCACUACAGCGACUCUCCACACUCCAUGGCCAUCGAUCCCACCUCGCCCUUCGCCCACGGCGGCAUGGCCGACAUGGCCUCGGCGCACCAGAUGGACGAGACCUUCGACUGGCUGACGGGCUUCGAGCACCAGAUGUCGUUCAACAACGCCCCCGAGCACGCCGUCGACGGCUCUUCUCCCUCGGCCAUCAGCACGGCCAGCCAGAGCGGCAUCAGCGACGUCAUGCUCGACGGCUCCAGCAACCACCCCGCUGUUACCACCGUUGCGCCAUCCACCACCUUCUUCCAGCCCACCGCUAUCAUGGGCCCUCCACAAAUGGCGCACCCCUUCGGCAUCGACAUGACGGGCGGCUUCUUCCCGGACCUGCUCAACGGCACGCCAUUAUCGCCGCAACCGCCGCACCAGAAGGGCAUGAUCGAGCCAUACCUAUCGACGCCCCCGCCAUCGCUGAACUCGAUCAGUCCCUCGGUCCUGUCCGGCAUGGGUGGUCCCAACAUGAAUCACGCGGCCAUGGGCGGCUACGGUGCCGGGCCCGAGACGCCCUCGUCGAUCAAUGGUAGUAACAAUCAUGGCACCUCACCCAUCGCGACUAUCACUGAUUCAACAAGACACGCCAUCCUAGGUGCACUGUCCUGCGGGACGUCGCAGCACUCCCUCCUCACCGGACGCCGAUUUUCGCCCGGGGCCGCGGCAACGCAGCUCCAGGACGGCUCGGCCUCGACGGCAGCGGCGGUCGACAAGCAGCUCCCGAGCACCCAAGACAUGCAGCGGUACGUGGCCGCGUACCUGCGCUACUUCCACCCCCACCUCCCGUUCCUGCACGUCCCCACCCUCUCCUUCGAGCUGCCCGCGAACCUGGUCGGCGGACUGGGUGGAGGCGCCGUUCCCGGGGCCGGCUGCCUGAUCCUGUCCAUGGCGGCAAUCGGGGCCCUGUACGAGAUGGAGUGCGAACAGUCGGCUCACCUUUUCGAGAUGGCCAAGAAGAUGAUCGGGCUCUACCUAGAGGAAAAGCGCAAGGCGACAGUCGGCCUGGCGAGCUUCAGGCGCGCGUCGACGGCCGACACAAGGGCGCCCCCAGCCGACGGGCGGGGGGAAACGCCGCUUUGGCUGGCGCAAGCGAUGCUGCUAAAUAAUAUAUACGGGCACAAUUGCGCGGAUAAGCGCGCCGCCGAGAUUGCUCACACACACUCGGCGACACUAGUCAGCCUCGCCAGUGGAGCGCAGCUUCUCAGGCCAGUGAGGGUGGAGCCGCGGCAGCGCAGCGGGGAUGAGGGCAUGGAUGGGAUCGAAGGUCCCUGGAGUGGGGAAGGACAGCGGCAACAACAACAGCAGCGGCAGCAGCAGCAGGCAUCCGAGGCCGAGCAGCAAGCUGAAUGGCUCAGGUGGAAGGAGAUGGAGGAGCGGAAACGCACGCUAUAUGUCAUCUUCAUCCUGUCUAGCAUGGUGGUGUCAGCGUACAACCACAUGCCGGCCCUAACGAACUCGGAGAUUGGGCUGGACCUGCCCUGUGACGAGGAGUUCUUCGCAGCCGAGAACGCGGCCGAGUUCAAUGCCAAGGGAGGGGUAGCGGCGGCAAAUCACAACCGUAUGACGUUCCACCAGGCCCUUCGGGAUCUCUUGUGCGCCGGCGAGAGGCAGCAGCAGCCCGCGCCGGCGGGGCCAAGCAGCAGCACCAGCACCAGCAGCAGUGGCGCCCACCAGCCCUUUGGCUCGUCCAUCAACCCGGCCGACCUCCCCAGCAGCGACCUGAAGCCCAGCACUUUUGGCUGCCUGGUGCUGAUAAACGCGUUGCACAACUACAUCUGGGAGACGAGGCAGAGGCACCGGAACAGGACAUGGACAAACGAGGAGACGGAGCUGAUGCACCGGCGCAUCGAGCCGGCGCUGAGGGCGUGGCAGGCGGCCUGGGCUAGCAACCCGCGGCACAGCCUCGAGCGACCAAACCCGUUUGGCCUGGGCCCGCUCUCGGCCGACUCGAUCCCGCUCCUGGACCUUGCCUACGUGCGCCUGUUUGUCAACAUGUCGGUCACCAAGGAGAAGUUCUGGCAGCGGGACUGGGACGGGCUGGCGCGCGAGCUCUCUCGCGGCGAGGAGAUUGUGCAGCACGCACAGCACUCGCCCACACAGUCGACAAUAACGGAUAGGUCCGAGACUUCGGGUGCCGGCAGCUCCGUAUUUAUAGAUUCCCCGCCGACCCAGUCGUCCUCGCCAGACUUUGGCGCAGUCAAGACGCCCUCGGCAACAGGCCCCGGGCAACCGCAGCCGCAGGCGGCACAGACUCACAGCACAACGGGCUCCAUGUCGUCGGCGUCGGCGUCGGGUCUCGCGGCGGCCGGACGGGCAACGUCGCGGCGGGAGAAACACCUGAGGCGGGCAGCCUUUUUCGCGGCUGACUCGCUGGCCAUGUCGGACCGGCUCGGGGUGACGUUUGCCGACUUUAGCCGCGAGCUGCCACUGCAGUCGGCCAUGUGCGCGUUCGACUGCUCGCAGGUGCUCGCCGAGUGGGUGGCGACGCUGCAGGACCGGGUGGGCCGGUACCUGGGGGUGCUGGGCAAGGACGAGGUGGAGCUGGGCCAGGUCCCGGCCAUCAUGCUGCUCGAGGAGGAGGACGUCAAGCUGUUGGUGAAGGUGCAGGACGUGGUGGAUAGCGCCGAGAUCAAGAUAACCCUCGACGGCGGCACCCUAGCGGCGGAGCAAGGGGGUUACGCAGCCAAGAUUUUACGAGUGGCGGCGCACAUGCUGGGCAGGUCCGGGGCCUGGCCCAUCACGCGGCUGAUGGGCAGCUGUCUUGAGCAGCACGCCAACCAUAUGCGGCGGCGGGCCGAGAUGUCGGUGGUUGCCAGCGAUUGA
Gaeumannomyces tritici R3-111a-1 is the source of this 3726-nucleotide messenger RNA. RefSeq names its product DNA binding regulatory protein AmdX. The transcript is spliced from 2 exons. Gene Ontology annotation, biological process: DNA-templated transcription; regulation of transcription by RNA polymerase II. The coding region runs from base 1 to 3726 and encodes 1241 amino acids. Gene Ontology annotation, cellular component: chromatin. Gene Ontology annotation, molecular function: DNA-binding transcription factor activity, RNA polymerase II-specific; RNA polymerase II cis-regulatory region sequence-specific DNA binding; zinc ion binding. The record is from RefSeq and is a predicted model, not a curated record. Lineage: Eukaryota; Fungi; Ascomycota; Sordariomycetes; Magnaporthales; Magnaporthaceae.